GCCAUGAUCAGCACCUCUAGCGACCACUCUUCGAAUAAGACAAAAAUCAACAAGACCAAAGCAAUGAUUUUACUGUUUGUACAGUUUGUGGUUGUAGAAUUUUUAGUGUAGUGUUUCCAGUGGAAAUAGCCAUUAGCUGCUAAUUGAAAAAAAAAACCUGCUGGUAUUAAAUCGCACCUCCCCGUAAAAUAGUGCGCCUUAACUGUAACUGUAUACAACGUGUGUAUGUGUGUGUGUGUGAUUAAAAACCGUGGCACACACUGUAUAAUCUAAAAUUCCAUAAUUACUAUGGAAUGAGUGAUUUUAGUAGAUGAUGGGAAAAAUCAACAAUAAGAGCGGCGUCGAAAUAAUCCCCUUGAAUGAGGUAAACCACAGGAAUAAUCGUUCACGUGUAAUCGGUGGAAAUACUCCAGAUAGAAGGUUAAAAAUGGACAGAAUGCCCUACAUGUCUGACCCUACUUUAGUUCCUAGAGUACAAAAGUAUUUGGAGUCCAAUGUUGACAAAACCUUCGUCGAUAUCAAUGUUAUGGCAGAUGACUUGCAACGGAGCUAUCGCGAAUACGCCCGACUGAAACGAAACGCCUUUAGGGCACAAGUGAAAAAAGCCUAUUCAAUAGUCCUCCAAAGCUAUGGCUUGGAGGACCAAGACAACAGCUCAAGUGAAGACGAGGACGAUUCCGAGGACAGUGCCCCUGAAGCGAGCACUUUCCAUAAUAACUCCCUUAACAACCAGUUGGUGAAUUUGUACAACCGACCACAAGUCCCCAAACAAAUCGACGAAAAUGAACUGAUUGACAUAAGUAGUGACGAUUCAGAAGCACCAGCUUACAAUGAUAAGCCCAGUAACGGCCCUUCGACAUCACAAAAGGAGUCCCAAGCCCUACCAACGUACCAAAACAACACAAAUAGUAAAAAAGUCGAUGCUAACAAAGACCGGUAUCAGUAUUUCGGCCGCAAACGCAAAGCCGAGACCGUGGGUCUCACCCCCUAUCAGAGUACCCCAAAAAAGAAAAAAUCCUUGGCCACUUUACAGGAACCUUCAGUGUCUUUCAAAGACAUAGGGGGCAUGGAUAAAAUCCUGGAGGAUGUUUGCAAAUUGUUGAUCCAUGUACGCCACCCGGAGGUUUACAGACAGAUCGGGAUCUCGCCCCCGAGGGGGUUCCUCCUGCACGGGCCUCCCGGGUGCGGCAAGACGCUCCUAGCCAACGCCAUCGCAGGGGAGAUCGGCGUUCCUCUGUUGAAAGUCGCGGCCCCGGAACUAGUGGCCGGUGUUUCCGGUGAAAGCGAGGAGCGAAUCCGGGAGCUUUUCGAACGAGCCAUUUUCUCCACCCCUUGUAUCCUAUUUAUCGAUGAAAUCGAUGCGAUUACGCCAAAUCGGCAAAAUGCCCAAAAGGAGAUGGAGAGGCGAAUUGUUGCUCAAUUGCUUAGUUGCCUUGAUGACUUGAGUCAGAAUGAAUGUGGGGACAGAGUUCUGGUUAUUGGUGCUACUAAUCGACCAGAUGCUAUAGACCCGGCCUUAAGACGCGCCGGUCGUUUUGAUCGCGAAAUCUGUCUGGGAAUCCCCGAUGUCCAAGCCAGGGUCCAAAUUUUGAAGGUUUUGACUGCGAAAUUGAAACUGAGUGAAGAUUUCGAUUAUGACUUUCUGGCCAAACAUACGCCGGGAUAUGUGGGGGCUGAUUUGAUGUCGCUGACAAGGGAGGCGGCCAUGGCGGCGGUUAAUAGAAUGUUGAACAAGCUCAAAGAGCAACACAAACUCGCACAAAUCGUGGCAGCGGAGAAAGCCCUCGAAGAAAAACAGAAACAAGAGACUGCGAAAGAAGAAACAAACGAAGUGAAUAAGAGCGAUCCCGAGAUCAUAGUCGACGACGAUCCUAAAACCGAACCACCGAAAGAAUCUCCGAUUGUGGUAAUCGAUGAGGAAGUGAAACAAAAUGACACACCUUCGACUUCUGAAGCCGUCAAUGGUCACCUUUUAGCUGAAGAAAAAACACCACCUGAAGAGCCAAUGCCUGUCGACGUGGAAAAACAAAACAAUCCACUUAAAGACUUGAUGAUGUGGUUGCACGACAAAUCGCCAUUAUCCAGCGAAGAAUUAUCAUCGUUAUGUAUCACAAUGGAGGAUUUUAAUCAAGCAUUAAAGUGUGUCCAACCUUCGGCAAAAAGAGAGGGUUUUGCGACGGUGCCUGAUGUUAGUUGGGACGAUGUCGGAUCACUAAAUUCAGUCAGAGAGGAGCUCCAAAUGGCUAUUUUAGCCCCCAUAAGACACAUUGAACAUUUCAAAGAACUGGGCUUGAACACACCCACCGGUGUUUUAUUGUGUGGACCGCCAGGUUGUGGCAAAACACUCCUAGCUAAAGCUAUGGCCAACGAGGCCGGUAUUAACUUUAUUUCAGUCAAAGGACCAGAACUACUAAACAUGUAUGUGGGUGAGAGCGAGCGGGCGGUGCGUGUGUGUUUCGAACGGGCACGAAACUCCGCCCCUUGUGUCAUAUUUUUCGACGAAUUGGACGCCAUCUGCCCCAAAAGAUCGGACAGCAGAGAGGGCGGGGCUACGAUGCGUGUCGUUAAUCAAAUGUUGACCGAAAUGGACGGUGUACAAGACCGACAAGGCGUUUACCUCCUUGCUGCCAGUAACAGACCUGACAUUGUGGAUCCUGCAGUCUUAAGGCCGGGCCGUUUUGACAAAAUCUUGUUUGUCGGUUUGCCUACAGCAAGUGACCGAAUUGAGAUUUUGAGGGCUAUUACCCGAAACGGUACAAGACCGCGUCUCGCCCCCGACGUCGAUCUUGAAGCUAUAGCCUCUUCGGAGCAAUGUCGGGGGUACACAGGGGCUGAUUUGGCCGCGUUGGUUAAGGAAGCCGGAAUUGUGGCUUUGAAGGAGUUUAUGUUGUGUGGGGACACACAGAAGUCUUUGGUUGUUAAUAUGGAACAUUUUACUAGAGCUAUUGCGAAAAUUAGACCAUCUGUGCCUGAGAAGGAUCAAAAACAUUAUGAAAAGUUGCGGAAGAUGUAUGCCGCGGUUCCUGAAAAUGAAGUUGAGGAGAUGGAAUAUUCUUAAGCAGUAUUUGGGCUUUAAUAAGACUCGAAUUUCGAACUUUAGUAUCGGCAGUGAAUCAUUUAUUGAAUUGAUUUGGUACUGAAGUGCUUAUGUUUAGUGUUAUUUCUUAGAACAAUGUACAAUAAUUAACGAUUUGUUGUCCCCAAUAUUUUGUUUACUUAUUAAAAAAAUGUAGGCGCAUUAAGGCGAACUAAAUAAUAAACACUACAAAUAAAUAUUUUUACGUUUUACACAAAUUGUAUUUUUAUAUUUUGUGGUGGUAACUCGCUUACCAGUUAAGUUAUGUAUCUUCUAUCUAAGGGUGUCACUGCAAAGAUUGUGCAAAUAGUUGUAAAAAAUUUAUAACGAAGAAAUAUGCUAAGAUUGAGUGAAAUAAAAGUUCAUACUGUAGA
Tribolium castaneum (red flour beetle) is the source of this 3450-nucleotide messenger RNA. It is a transcript of the gene smid, whose product is annotated as smallminded. Gene Ontology annotation, cellular component: nucleus. Gene Ontology annotation, biological process: ribosome biogenesis. Bases 311 to 3058 code for a protein of 915 amino acids. The transcript has 9 exons. NCBI's taxonomy places the organism in Eukaryota, Metazoa, Arthropoda, Insecta, Coleoptera, Tenebrionidae. The record is from RefSeq and is a predicted model, not a curated record. Gene Ontology annotation, molecular function: ATP binding; RNA binding; preribosome binding.